This is a messenger RNA of Mytilus trossulus (common blue mussel), 1971 nucleotides long. RefSeq lists its product as uncharacterized. The transcript has a single exon. The coding region runs from base 1 to 1971 and encodes 656 amino acids. Lineage: Eukaryota; Metazoa; Mollusca; Bivalvia; Mytilida; Mytilidae. The record is from RefSeq and is a predicted model, not a curated record.
AUGGUAGGAACGUCCAUAUCAGCGAUUCAAUCGUUGAAAUUUUACAAAUAUCUAUGCCAGAAGAUUGGAACUGAAGAAGACGUGAAAAUAAGGAGACUGGCUUUUGUUAUUCGUGACAUUGGACACAAUGAUACAUUAAUAACUAGUGGAAGUAAAGGUGAAGGACUCAAUUUAAACGGCAGUGAUUUAGAUUUAAUGUUCAUUGAUCGUUGCGCUCAAGUAUAUGAAUCAGAAGAAGAAGUUGUAAUUGAAGGCAGAGGACUACCGUUCAUGAUGUAUACUAAGGACACACCACCUUGUUUUACACACUUAUAUCUUCUAACCUAUCAUCAAAAUCAAACACUUGUCAGUGUUUCUGUUUCACUUCUAAAUAUGUUAGAUAUAAAUCAUACGGGAUAUGCAUUCUCAAGUGAACAAUAUAAGAUAUGGCAUUUGUCAAAUUUUGAUGCAUCAUGGUCUUCACAAAUUCAUGGUCCGUGUAUAUCAGAUGGACAAGGGCAACAUGAUUUUGCAUAUUGUCUUAAAUGCGACACAUGGAUAAUCCAAGCACAGCCAUGGGUAAUUAGGCCUCGAACAACAUGGCCUUCGCCUGAACUUAUUUCGCAAAUAGUAUCUUGUGGUGUGUUAUUUGUUCCAAUUGGCUGCAAAGGAUCCAUAAAUGAAAACAUAGAAUGGCGAAUUUCAUUUUCUGUAGCGGAGAAAAUUCUUAUAUUUUCCUUUAGCCAUACACAAUUUUUGUGUUAUGCUAUGUUGAAAAUCAUGCUCAAAGAAAUAAUAGAUAAACAUGAGGAUUUGAAAGGGUUGUUGUGCUCGUAUUUCUUAAAAACACUUAUGUUUUGGAUUUUAGAAGAAACAGACCCAUAUUUAUGGACACCAGAUAAUUUGAUACGAUGUUUUAUGGCCUGUCUACAAAGAUUACUCUAUUGUGUAAGAUACUCAACAUUGUCGCAUUAUUUUAUUUCUGAUAAUAAUCUAUUUCUUUUACGAUUCAAUACUUCUAAUAGAGAAACAUUGACCAACCUUCUCAAUCAUUUAUAUGGUCAAGGAAUAAAUUGUUUUUCAUUUUCGCAAACCAUAAAAGAUUACCAAUGCAACAAAAACACUGACUCAAUGAAUAGCGAAUACAACAGAUUUUCAAAACAUUUUAUGCCAACAUAUAGUCAUAUUCUUAAUUGUGGUAGAGGUAUUAGCUUUUCUAGACUGCUGUAUGAUUUUCUACACCAUUCUCGAACUAAGUUAUCCAAAGGGUUUUUCGCAUUACAAAUAUCAGCCGCAUGCACAGCUAUUCCCGAAACAACAAAAUAUCAAUAUAGCUCAUCAAACAAACAGAGUUACUUUAUGUACAAACAUGAUCUUACUCAUUUAAUGAUCGGUUUGAAGUCAGAUGCAGUGUCAGGGUUACUGAUGUUAGCUUCUUUCUUCUACGUUAACAAACAUUACUUGGCAUCAUUAACUGUAAUAACAUAUACAUUGCAGAAAUACACAGACGAGACAAUUUAUCUAAGAAUUUUCAAUCAUGCUCCACUUUAUCAUAUUCAACAAUAUGUUGUAAAUCUGAUAAAUAAAGAAACGCUUUUUAUGAUUUUAAAAUUAUUAACAACUCGUUCCUUUCAAGUUGACCAAAACUCCGCAAUAGUUCCACAAGAACUACAACAAGAUGUUGCAAACAACUGUACCAUUUUUCAUCCUUUACCAUUUGCACAUUUCCUUAGCUUCCUAUGUUGCUACCAUCUACAUGACAUAUUAUCGUGCAGACAGUCUUUACAACAACUUCAAAAUGUUCAAUGGAUACUUUCAGAUGGUGGCAACUUUAUAUCACGUCCUGAUUCCUUAAAUACAGUCAUUAUGUGUGGCAUAGCUCAUCAGUUAUUGGGUGAUAUGCACUCUGCUAGCUAUGCUUUUCUAGAAACUGCUGAACGUGAUAAGAAUAAUGAAACAAGUGCAGCAUCAAGGCUGUACAAUCUGUUCUGA